Molecule: messenger RNA, 1488 nt
Organism: Acanthosepion pharaonis
Lineage: Eukaryota; Metazoa; Mollusca; Cephalopoda; Sepiida; Sepiidae
Source: the annotation of a GenBank genome assembly
AUGAGCCGGUGUUCUGCACGAGUCUAUAAACAAUCCAUAGUUCGUUUUUUGCCCGAGUCUUAUACAGAUAUGUUUCAGAUUAGCUUUGUUUAUUACUUUAGAGGCGCCUUGAUUUCUUUCUCUCUUUCUUUCUUUCUUUCUUUCUUUCUUUUGAAAAACCAUGAUUCUCUCUUUCUUUUGAAACCGUAUUUUUCUUUCUUUCUUUUUUUCUUUCUCUUUCUUUUUCUUUUCUUUCUUUCUUUCUUUUCUUUUUUCUUUUUCUUUUUUAAAAAACCACGAUUCUCUCUUACUUUUGAAACCGUAGUUUUUCUUUCUUUCUGUUUUUCUUUUGAAGAACAACGAUUCUUUCUCUCUUAUGAAACCGUAGUUCUUUCUUUCUUUCUUUUUUUUGACAAACCACGAUUCUCUCUUUCGUUUGAAACUGUAGUUCUUUUUUCUGUUUCUUUAACUCUUUUGAAACUUUACGAAUGUUUUUCCUAUCUUUCAUUCUUUCUGUUUUUCAUUCAUUCUUUUAUUCAUUUAUUAUUUCCUUCCUUCUUUCUAUUUUUUAAAAUAUCACGAUUUUCGCUUUCACUGAACCCGUUGUUCUUUCUUUCUUUCUUUCUUUCUUUCUUUCUUUCUUUCUUUCAUUUCUUUUUUCUCUUUCUCUCGUUCUUUCUAUUUUCUUUCUUUUCCAUUCUUUCUUUUUUAUUUCCCUCCAUUUGUUUUUUUUUUAUAAACCCUGCAUACCGUGUUAUUUUUCUUUCUUUCUUUCUUUCUUUCUUUCUUUCUUUCUUUCUUUCGUUGAAUCCGCAUCUUCGUUUGUUUGUUUGUUUCUUUCUUCCUUCCUUUCUAUCUUUCUUUAUCUUGUUUUGUCUGCUGGUUUCGUUCAAACUCAAGUUUCAAGCUUCACAAAUCUUUCUUCCUUUCUUUCUUUUCGUUAAUUUCUUUCUUUUUUCUUUUUCUUUCCUUUCUGUCUGUUGUUCAUUCUUUUCUUUCUUUCUUUUUUCUUUCUUUCUUUCUUUGUGUUCAUUCAUUCCUUUGUUUUUGAAAUUUCUAUGUCAUUUUUCUACUAAUCAUAUUUCUGGUUUUUUGACAUUUUCUAAAGUCACUUACCCGCCCCGACAUCAUUAUCUUUCUUCUUCAUUCCUCCGCGAAUCUAUCUAUCUAUCUAUCUAUCUAUCUAUCUAUCUAUCUAUCAAUCUAUCUCAGACUGUUGGUAUCUAUCUAUCUAUCUCACUGUUCAUAUCUAUUAUCUAUCUAUCUCAUCUAUCUAUCUCAGACUGUUAUAUAUCUAUCUAUCUAUCUAUCUAUCUAUAUAUCUAUCUAUUAUAUCUAUCUAUCUAUCUAUCCGGUUCUUAUCAAGCUAUGACCAUCUAUCUAUCUAUCUAUCUAUCACCAUGUUCAUAUGUAUGUGUGGAUGUAUCUCAGCCUGUUCAUAUCUAUCUAUCUAUCUAUCUAUCUAUCUAUCUUACCUUUAUAGCACAAUUGCUGUUAAUUCUAUCCUGA